This is a messenger RNA of Syngnathus acus (greater pipefish), 1507 nucleotides long. RefSeq names its product cyclin-Y-like. The transcript has 10 exons. The record is from RefSeq and is a predicted model, not a curated record. The coding region runs from base 207 to 1226 and encodes 339 amino acids. Gene Ontology annotation, molecular function: cyclin-dependent protein serine/threonine kinase activator activity; protein kinase binding. Gene Ontology annotation, biological process: regulation of cyclin-dependent protein serine/threonine kinase activity; regulation of canonical Wnt signaling pathway. Gene Ontology annotation, cellular component: plasma membrane; cytoplasmic cyclin-dependent protein kinase holoenzyme complex. Lineage: Eukaryota; Metazoa; Chordata; Actinopteri; Syngnathiformes; Syngnathidae.
UGCAAAUUGAUGAUCAAUGGUGCAUUUUAUUUCAAACCUAUGAUUUGCCAACACUAUCAAGUGUCACUUUAUUCUCUGUAAACAUAUUUUGCUUCGAUUCAUAAUGAAGCCGAGCGGCUCGCCGUCCGUUCCUCCUGCUACUGCUGCUUGAACGGCGGACGUGCAGGGACUCUGUGAGGCUGCGGUGCGCCACCGCAGGAGUCCAGAUGGGUAGCACGACGUCCUGCUGCGUCCCCGCCACCCCGAAAGUCCACUCCAGACUGGAAGAGGACCACACGGAACCGAACCUACGCCAGGAGGAGACACUAACAAAGAACAAUCUGCAACACAUCAGUGACAUCGAGAACAUGGACGAAUUGGACAUGAUGUUGAGUCCAGCAGAUCAUCCUCAAAGCUGCACCAUGUUCCUCAGCAAAUCCAUGAAUGACGUACGAGAAAGACAGAAGAUUCAUUUCAUCCGCUACCGCGGUCCGACCAGCAGAUGGAAGUAUAGCUCCUGCUCCACUAUCUUUCUUGAUGAGAACACGGUCAGCAGACCUCACCUGAAAUACACUAUCAAAUGUGUCGCGUUGGCAAUUUACUACCACAUAAAGAACAGGGAUGACAACGAAACGCCGCUUCUGGACAUUUUUGACGAGAGGCUUCACCCUCUCUCGAGAUCGCAGCAGGUGCCUGGCGACUACGAUCGCCGGGACCCAGAUCAGAGGCAGGUUUAUCGCUUUGUCCGCACGCUCUUCUGCGCCGCGCAGCUCAGGUCUGAGUGCGCCAUUGUCAUGCUGGUGUACCUGGAGAGGCUUCUGACGUACGCGGAGGUCUCCAUGAGUCCCGCUACGUGGAGACGAAUGGUGCUGGGUGCUGUCCUGCUGGCGUCCAAAGUGUGGGACGACCAGGCAGUGUGGAACGUGGACUACUGUCACAUCCUCAAAGACAUGACCGUGGCCGACAUGAACGAUCUGGAGCGUCACUUCCUAGAGCUUGUGCAGUUCAACAUCAACGUGCCUUCGAGUGUUUAUGUCAAGUAUUACUUUGACCUGCGCUCGCUCUCAGAGGCCAAUGACCUCAGCAUCCCGCUGGAAGCCCUCAGCCACCAGAAGGCCCAAAAGCUGGAGGCUAUUUCCAGACUGAGUGAAUCCGCAUUCAAGGAAGCACGGCGAGCCUCCAGGAAGCGUUCGGCUAGUGUGGAUCACCUGGACGGAGACACGUGGCUUCCUGCCAUCCUCUCUUAAAACCACCAUAUUGGUGGACAUGUUGCCGAGCAGCCUCUGAGAUGCAACUCUUUGAAUUUUUUAAAAAUGUAUUUCUUUUUAGAUUUAAGUAUUUCCAAAGACUGUUGAAUUCAUGAAAGCUUGACUUUCUAUCUGCUUCUUUCCCACUAUCAGUUAAAGAAAACCACAAAAGAGUCAUCUGUUCUAGUUUUUCUUUUCUAUUACCUCCACAGCAUUGGUGGAAUGACGUGAGGCGUUUCGAUCGCAUUUUAUGGAGUUUCAUAUUUCAAGCGGGAUUAAAC